AAAGCUUUCUUCUUCUUCUCCUCCGCUGCUCUUUGCGUUGUUUGCGGCCGAGUCCCGGGUUGCCACGGCGACGCGAAAUGCCACGGUCGAGGGGGUCGGAGGUCGAGGGUCGUCGAUCGGCUCCGGACAAAAACACACAGACACACACAGAGCAGAGAUUCGAGGCAGAGACGAGGACACGGGAGCCCAGACGGCGGCCGACGGCGGGACAGGAAGGACCUCUCAGCUUUAAGGACUCGCCGCUAAUGAGGACGCGUAUUGUGUAACUUUUCUGGUCGGGCGUCCGAAAAAACUAGUUCAGAUGGGCGGAGUCAUGGCUGCGUCCUCCUCCUUACAUCACUUCCUCCUCCUCUUCCUGUCCUCCGUCCUGUUCCUGAGCGCCUGCCUGGCCGCGCCCACCGACAUUCUGUACCGCGUCGCCGAAGAGCAACCGCCCAACUCGCUCAUCGGGAGUCUGGCCGCCGACCAGGGCCUCCCCGACAGCGGCCACCUCUACAAGCUCGAGGUGGGCGCCCCCUACCUGCGCGUCGACAGCAAAACGGGCGAGAUCUACACCACGGAGACGCCCAUCGACCGCGAACUCCUCAAGGACUGUCGCAACCUUUUAGACGACGACAAAUGCUUCCUGGAAUUCGAGGUCUCCAUCACGGACAUGGUCAAAGGGAUGGGGCCGAGGUUGAUAGAAGGUCGCAUCGAGGUCCUGGACAUUAACGACAACACGCCGCAGUUCGUCUCGCCGGUCAUGACGCUGUCCAUACCGGAAAACACGCACGUCGGAGCGCUGUUCUCGAUCCCGAUGGCGAACGACCGAGACUCCGGCGUCAACGGGGUGGACAGGUACUCGCUGAGCACCAGGGACGAUUUCGAGCAGCUCUUCAGCCUUCAGGUGGCGACGGAUUCGGACGAAAAAGUUCCGCAGUUGGUGGUCAUGGGCAGCCUGGACCGGGAGGCGAAAGAGUCGUACGAUAUGAACAUUCUGGUGGUGGACGGCGGGACCCCCGAGAGGCAGAGCAGCGCUUUGCUCAGGGUCCUGAUCACCGACCAGAACGACAACGCGCCGAAGUUCGAGAGGAGUCACUACGAGGCGAACCUGCUGGAGAACAGUCCGCUGGGGCACUCCGUCGUACAGGUCCGAGCUACAGACGCCGACAGUGGAGUGAACGCCGAGAUCGACUACUCCAUCCACCAGGCCUCCGACACCGUCCAGAGGCUGCUCCGAAUCGACCGCUCCACCGGGAUCAUCUACGUCAAGGGCCCCGUCGACCGCGAGGAGGAGAACUUCCUUAAAUUCUUCGUGGUCGCCCGAGACCGUGGCCCCAACUCCAAAAGCUCCAAAGUCUUAGUCACCGUCAUCAUCAAGGACCAGAACGACAACGCGCCCGCCAUCGAAAUCCGCGGGAUCGGACUUGUCACUCACGACAACGGCGUCGCCAACAUUUCCGAAGACAUGCCCAUCGGAACGCCGGUCGCUUUGGUGCAGGUUUCCGACCGCGACGAGGGAGAAAACGCCGUGGUGACCUGCGUGGUUGCCGGCGACGUCCCCUUCCAGCUGCGCCCGGCCAGCGAGUCGGCAAACGAUCGCAAGAGGAAAUACUUUCUUCAGACCACGACGCUUCUGGAUUUCGAGCGUGUUAAGGAUUACCGUAUUGAAAUCGUGGCGGUGGAUUCUGGAAACCCCGCGCUCUCUAGCACCAACUCUUUGCGAGUACAAGUCACAGAUAUUAACGAUAAUGCGCCAGUGUUUUCGCCAGCGGUCCUCGAAGUGGACUUUGCUGAAGAAAACCAACCGGGGGAUAAAGUUUUAGACGUUAUUGCUACAGACGCAGACAGCGGCAUCAAUGCGGAACUCGUGUACAGCAUUGUGGAAGAUGCGGGGCGGCCACGUCGGCUUUUUGAAAUCGACACAACCACCGGGGAGAUCACAGUUAAAAAUCUUUUAGACAGGGAGGAAAUAGAAAGAUACGAAUUUUGCGUCGCAGCUGCUGAUAAAGGCGUACCGAGCAAAACCGGUACCGCCACUGUCAUCAUUAACGUCUUGGAUCGCAACGACAACGAUCCCAAAUUCAUGCUAAGCAGCUAUAGCUUUUCCAUCAACGAAAACAUGCCUCCGCUGAACCCGGUCGGCGUGGUAACAGUCUCCGACGCGGACAAAGGCGAAAACGCAAGAGUUAAGCUGUACGUCGAACCGGAUAACGGAAAAUUCUUUAUUCAAAACGGCACGGGAACUAUUCUGUCCAGUAUUUCCUUCGACCGCGAGAAGGAAAGCACGUACACUUUCCGACUGAAAGCGGUCGAUUCCGGAGACCCGCCUCGCUCUUCCUACGCCGGCGUCACCAUUAACGUUUUGGACGAGAACGACAACGCUCCCUACGUCACCAAACCCGCAAAUUCAUCGUACACGUUCUUGAAGCGGGGAACUCCGCCGGAAACGGUCAUCGAAGUCGUAGAAGCGGAGGAUAUGGACUCUGGGCUGAACUCGGAUUUGGAUUUCACGAUCACGGGAGGCAACCCUUACGGACUGUUCCAAAUCUCGCCGUCGACCGGAGAGAUCAAGCUGGAGCAAGAGUUCAGCGCGAAGCACAACGGGCUGCAUCGUCUGGUCGUAAAAGUUAGCGAUAAGGGUAAACCCCAACGGCACACCACGGCGUUAGUCCACGUGUAUGUGAACGACACGAAAGCCAACGUAUCGCAAAUCGAAGCUCUGGUUGGACACAGCCUGUACACCCCGCUGGACCACGACAUCGCCGGAGACCCCAACUACAUCAAAGCGCAACGCAACUUGCACAUCAUGUACGGCGUCCUGGCCGGGCUCGCUGGCGUCACCAUGGUCAUCGUGAUCGUCGUCGUCGUGCGCCAACGUUUACAAAAGGACACCAAGAGCGGGUACCAACCGGGCAAGAAAGAAAGCAAAGACUUGUACGCGCCAAAGCAGGGACCAAAAAACAACAAAGCUAAAAAAGCCAAAAAGGGGAAAGCGCCCAAACCCUCGAAGCCGCUCGAGGAAGACGAGGAGGCGAGCUUGCAAAAGGGGCUAAAGUUCAAUCUCAUAAACGACAACGUCAACGACAGCCCCAGGAUCCACUUGCCGCUCAACUACCCGCCGGGAAGCCCCGAUUUGGGACGCCACUACCGCUCGAAUUCGCCCCUCCCUUCCAUCCAGCUCCAACCGCAAUCUCCGUCCGCGUCCAAAAAGCACCAAGCCGUCCAGGACCUCCCCGCCACCAACACUUUCGUAGGGGAUAACAACUCCACCGGAUCUGAUCAAUAUUCGGAUUAUAGCUACAAGGCUCCGAAGUACACCAACAAACAGGUAGGCGACUACGCUAAUGCGCCUGUGUACAACAAUCACAACAUCUACUGGACCAACCGCGUGUGGUAGCCAUUCCAAGGACCGUUUUUUUGUUCCAUCCACUGCACUGACACUCACCGACCCCUCUGACCCCCUUUUUUUCUUUAUUUUACGUUCUUCAUUAUACAAAAGCCGCCAUUUGUUUUUUCGCUUCACCAUUGUUUUCAUUUUCUGUCGUUUUCGUUGUACAUGUGCUUGGACACUACCACUUUCACCGUGAAGGAUUUAACAAAAAAAACAAACAAAAAAAAAAAAAAAAAAAGGGAUAGACCAAAAAUGGGUCGCCAAAAAUUAUUUAUCAAUGAACUAUUCUGAAGGAUUGUUAAUAUUUUUUUGCUGUAAAGGUUUAUUAAUUUUAAAAAAGUGGACUUGAAAUGGUUCCAUAUUGGUCUAUCCUUGACUUCUAUGUGAUUUUCGUAAUUUUAAAUGUACAUGUGGCACUGGUUUUGUUCAUUUGAUAAGCUUUUUGUGUGUUUCUGUGCUAUUUCCUGCUUCCUUUUAUUGACGGAGACUGUGAACUUUUGUACCUGUUGCUUUUGGAGACAGACUUGGACCAAUUUGAAGUGUUCACAAGCAAUUUUGAAGUGAUUUUAGACGGGUCAGGGAGUUGAACAGCAGGGAAACAGCGAGAAGGAUUGUACAAAAAAAUAUGAAGUCAGAGUCUUCUCAACCCAAGCUUAUUUAUGAAACUAUUCUAUUUUGCUGACGGAAAUUUUACUGCAGAAAUGAAAAUUCUACAACAAUUUUCAAAAAAAAAAAAAAAAAAAAAACCUACCAAAACUGUUCUAUUUUCCAGUCUGAAAUGUUUACUGAAGUUUGUACUGCAGAAAAGAAAAUUCUGGGAUAUUUUAACUUUAAAAAAUACAAUUGAAGUGGUACAAAUUUAUAAAUUGUUUCUGGAAAUUAGGGUUUCAUUUGUUAAAAUUGUUAAAAUGUUAAAAAAAAUGCACUGUUGAAUUUUGAAAUGUAAAAUUUCUUGCGAGAAGAAAAGUACAAAAUAUGAAUUCAGAACUGUCAACUAAAGCUUUUAUUUAUUUAUUUUUUUAAAAUUAAACUAUUCAAUUUUUCAGCUUGAAAUUUUUACUGAAAAUUUUACUGCGUUGAAAAAAAUAAAAUUGUAAAAAAAAUAAAAUUGUAAAAAUACAUGAAUAAAAAAUUGCUUAUGAAAAUUCUGUCUGGAAAAAAAAAAAAAAAAAGAAGAAGAAAAUUUGCACUGCUGAAUUUUUAAAUGUAAAAAUUCUAGCAAGAAGGAUUGUACUUUUUUUUUUUUUUUACUGCAGAAAAGAAAAUUCUAGGACAAUUUAACUUAAAAAAUAAAAUUGUAAAAAACACAUAAUAUGGAUAAAAAAUUGCUUACAAAAAUUCGGUCUGGAAAUUUAUUAUAUAAAAAAAAAAGUAGAAUUUUUUAAAGUAAAAUUUCAGUUUUUGACAUUAAAAAUAGAAUAGUUUCAUACAAUACAAAUAAGCUGUGGUUAAAUAAAGACUUUAUCUAUAGGUUUUCUACACUAUGAACAAAUAGGGUACAGCUGAAGACAUUCAAAACAAAACACAAUCGAGCUUUUAUUUUGAAAAACCCAAAAGUUUGCACGGAAAUGUCAGGCCACUUCCACUUUUUGCCUUAAACCUGGUGUGCCUUGGAACUGCUUUAUUUAAUGUCACGUUUAAAACACAACAUUUGGGAAUAAGAGGGCCAUUUUUGAGAACAGACAAUCAACGUUAAAUUUGUAAAUAUGAGUAAUUAUGAAUGCGAUUUUAUGUUUUGUGCUGUUUUGUAUUAAUUUGAAUAUUAUUGUGUGGUGUGAAUGUGUUUGGAAAUGUCCCAUCUGUUAAGAAUCGAGCACAGAAUUGGAGAAAUUUCAUGUUUUGACAAAUAAUAAUGUAGAGAGUUUGAGAAAGAGACAAGAUAAUAAUAAGUACGGACUGAACCGGAUCUUAGCCAGGACUAAAAAGGGACUAAACCAGAUCUAAACCAGGACUAAAUAAAGACUAAACCUAAAUUUAGACAUCAUAAUUCGGGAUUAAAUAUGUCUAAACAGGAUUAGUCUUAAAUCAAGAACUAAACCAAGGUGCACUGCGUAACUUUUCUGGUGCUUGUUGCCAUGGUGAUGUCAUUGCCUGGGAUGUUCCACAGUACGGCAUUAAUCAAAUAUAUCGUGUGUUUAUUCGGUUACAUUCUGUUUUGCUUUAUUUAUUUCUCAAAACGACCGCAAAAACACAGCGGCUGCCUACUUCUCCGCAGAUCUGGCUUCGUGACCGCUCGUCGUUUCCGUGGCGACAGUCGAAUUAAACGCCGUACCGUGGAACAUUCCAGGGAAAAAAAGCGAGAUUUGCCAGAAAAGCGACGCAAUUCAGCUUUAAAACUAAACCAGAACUGAAUUAAAAGUAAACAUUAAAACGAAACCAAGGUCUGUUCUUGUCUCAAAUCUCGACAAUCCAACAUUAUUAUUUUUUUCUAUAAAACGUCUGAAUCGUUCUAUAAAAAUCCGUAUUACCUCCUCGAACCAAAGACUACUACGAUUAACACACAUUUUCAUAUCUCUCACCUGACCCUGUGUUCCGGGGCGUCCCUGUACAGUGUUCAUAUGUGUUUUUAUUACAGAAUUUAUUUCAAUAAAAGUGUUGCUA
Molecule: messenger RNA, 5974 nt
Organism: Boleophthalmus pectinirostris (great blue-spotted mudskipper)
Lineage: Eukaryota; Metazoa; Chordata; Actinopteri; Gobiiformes; Gobiidae
Product: protocadherin-1-like
Exons: 3
Coding region: 302-3379 (1025 amino acids)
Biological process (GO): homophilic cell-cell adhesion
Cellular component (GO): plasma membrane
Molecular function (GO): calcium ion binding
Source: RefSeq, a predicted model, not a curated record